This is a messenger RNA of Plasmodium vinckei vinckei, 855 nucleotides long. RefSeq names its product conserved Plasmodium protein, unknown function. Gene Ontology annotation, biological process: resolution of mitotic recombination intermediates; double-strand break repair via synthesis-dependent strand annealing; t-circle formation. Bases 1 to 855 code for a protein of 284 amino acids. Gene Ontology annotation, cellular component: Rad51C-XRCC3 complex; replication fork. Lineage: Eukaryota; Apicomplexa; Aconoidasida; Haemosporida; Plasmodiidae. Gene Ontology annotation, molecular function: four-way junction DNA binding. The record is from RefSeq and is a predicted model, not a curated record. The transcript has 2 exons.
AUGAAUAAAAAUACAUGUAGAUCAGUUGAGCAAAUAUUCGAAGAUUCCACAUUUAAUAAAUCUCAAAGAAAAAAACUGACAUUUGAAAAUGAAAAAAUUAAUUUAUUUUUCGAAAAUGGAAUAAUUAAUCAUAGCUUAAUAGAAUUUGUAGGAAGCCCAGGAAGCGGAAAAACACAAUUUGCUCUUACUUUGUGUGCAGAACAAUUAAUCAAAAUAAAUAAAGAAAAAAAAGAAAAUAUUGUUUUUUAUGUCUAUUUUAAUAGAACUUUUCCAAUACAAAGGCUUACAACCAUAAUAGAGAAUAAAUUAAAACACAGCGAAAAUAAUUUAAAUCAAAAUGACGACCAAAAAAAUCUCUCCUCAUUUAAAACAAAUAAAAAUGACAUAGUAAGAAAUAUAUUAAAAAAUUUAUAUAUUCAAAAAAUAAAUGAUGAGAAUGAAUUCUUUUCAUUAUUUCAAAAAGAUAUACAUAGUAUUAUCAAAUAUAAUAAAAUAUCAUUACUUGUAAUUGACUCAUUUAAUUCUAUACUUAAUGGAAAUGAAAAUUUAGAUAGUUAUAAAAAAUAUCAACUAUAUAUUAAAAUGUCUUUAAUUUUAAAACAAAUAUCAUAUGAAAAUAAUAUCUUCAUCCUAUUAAUUAAUAGUUCAAAUAUUAACAAAAAUUAUUCGGAUUUCUCUUUUAAUAUUUCCGAUUAUAUUAUUAACUCUUCUUGUUCAAACACAGUUAUUAUUUUUAAAAAAUCAAAAAAAAAUAAUGAACAAGUCAGAAAAAUGGUUAUUAAAUGUUCAGAAUUUUUACGCAUGUAUAAAACACUUACAUUUCAAAUCACAGACUCAGGUGUUGAUGCCCUAUAA